Molecule: messenger RNA, 1332 nt
Organism: Aedes aegypti (yellow fever mosquito)
Lineage: Eukaryota; Metazoa; Arthropoda; Insecta; Diptera; Culicidae
Product: sulfotransferase family cytosolic 1B member 1
Exons: 3
Coding region: 298-1248 (316 amino acids)
Biological process (GO): sulfation
Cellular component (GO): cytoplasm
Molecular function (GO): sulfotransferase activity
Source: RefSeq, a predicted model, not a curated record
UAUCAGAAACAAUUUCAAAACAAAUUAAAAAAAUGGUUUCUAUUACCCAAUAAAGCUCUAUCAGCGAUUAUUCCUAAACAUUCAUUGAUGCAAUCUGACUAAAAGAAACUGAUCGCCGAUAAGCGUAUUGAUGUAUAUAAGAAGCAUCUGAUUAUCAUCUAAUCAUGACCACAGCACAGUAUCACGGUUAUAUUUUUAUAUUUUCGUAGUUUCAUUUGAACUAUCGAGGAGAUCUAUCCCUACAAAUACCGUCUCAGAUUAGUAUACAAUUUUACAAUUUUAUCAAUAAACUAGACCAUGUUUCGUUACAAUUAUCUGAACCACGACGAGGUGAAACGCUUCGAGACACCUUACAGCGAAAACUUCAUGGAGGUACAUCUGGAAGACACAUCGGUAAAUCCUACGGGAAAUUCGUCGUGGAAACCAAUCCAUUGUAUUAUGCCAUCCAAAUAUCGUCUGUAUGCGGACCGGAUCAGAAAUUUAACCGUAUACGAAGACGAUGUAUGGGUUGUCACGUUUCCCAAAGCAGGCACAACGUGGACGCAAGAAAUGGUAUGGCUUACCGUCAACCUGAAUGAAAGAUCUGUUUUUCUUGAGGUUUGUGCAUUUAUUUCCAACAUAGAAAAACCGGACACGAUAGGAAAAGUCGAAAGGCUUCCCCGACCUCGGCAUAUUAAAAGCCAUCUACCUUUGGCCUUACUCCCUAAGCAACUUUGGACAGUUAAACCGAAAAUUAUCUACACAGCAAGAAACCCAAAAGACGUAACUACUUCUUUCAUGCAUCAUUAUAGACAUCUGCAGGGUUUUAAUGGUUCGCAAAAAGACUUCCUGGAUGGAAUUCUUGCGGAUAAAAUCAUGUACUGUCCUCAAAUCAAGCAUGCCACCGAAUUUUGGGCUUUAUCUCACCGUGAUCAUAUACUUAUUCUGCACUAUGAGGAUAUGAAAAGAAAUUUACCGGAAGUGAUUCAAAAAGUUUGCCAUUUUUUCGGAAAGUCCUACACCAAGGAACAGUUGACAGAUUUAGAAAAGCAUUUAAUGUUCGAUACAAUGAAAGCUAAUAAUGCUGCUAAUAAUGUGGCAUUGGUGGCAGAGGUACAAUCCGGAAUGGGGAUCUCCACUGAUUUUAAAUUCAUGCGGAAGGGCCAAAUUGGAGCGUAUAAAGAGGAACUGCCAGAAGAGUUCAUCGUGAAGCUGGAUGAGUUCAUCCGGUACCAGUUACUUGGAACAGAAUUCAAAUACAGGGAGUAGAAGAAUCCGUACUAGAAGACGUUGACAAUUGCAAUCGUUACAAAUAGUUAACGAAAGGUAUUAAAUAAAGAAUAAAUAGAAGAA